Molecule: messenger RNA, 8319 nt
Organism: Phyllotreta striolata
Lineage: Eukaryota; Metazoa; Arthropoda; Insecta; Coleoptera; Chrysomelidae
Source: the annotation of a GenBank genome assembly
AUGGCUACUCAGGAAAAGCUGCAAAAAUCGUUGGAUGGUUUGAAGAAUUUGUCCAAAUCAACAAAAAAUUCCGCGGAUAUUUCCAAGAAAAAAGAAAAAUUGCAAUAUUGCUACACGAUAACCGAGGCUAUUGCAAAUCCUGCAAUAAAAGUAUCAUCUAAUUUUCACGUUUUACUAGGCAGUACUGUUGAAGUAUUUUUAUUAUUAUGCGAUGAUGAUGAUCCUGAUAUUAGAAUGACGAGCGAGGAAUGCCUCAACAGAAUAAUACGAUCCUCAAAUGGGUACAUCGGUAAAAUACAAAUAGAAUUACAUAAAGAAAUAAAGAAGAACGGUUCGGCUCGACCCCUACGAAUUGCUUUGGGACUAUUCUCUCUAUUGGCGCAUAACAUUAGACCCCAUAAAGGAAAGCCUUAUGUGGCAAAUUUGUUUCCUAGUUUAAUUAAAAUAGCAGGACGGAAAGAAGAGCUGGUACACGAAACUUUAGCCAAUAGUUUACCGAAGAUUAUGAAAGCAUUGGGUUGUUUUACAACAGAAAAUGAAAUCAAGGCUUUACUGAAAGCAUUUUUAGUAAAUGUUUCCAAUGACUCAUCAGUUAUUAGAAGAACCACAACAAAUUGCAUACUUAGUAUUUGUACAAAUUGUAAAAACCCAUCUGUUUUUAUGAUGUACUGUUUCAACAAUCUUCUAGAUAUACUCGUCCCUGUAAAUGCAGAACACUUUACAUCCCAAAUCUUAGGAGUACUAUCGUGCAUUAAAAUUUUAAUUCCAAGCAUUUUUUCAUUCAAUAUAGACACUAAUUUUCUCGUAAAAAAUAAUAUGCAAGAAAAGCUACUUCAGAUUUUCGAACUAUGUUUGUACUACACGUCCCAUAAAGACCACAACAUAGCUAACAUCAGCUUGGAAUUGCUAAAAGUGAUAUUAGAAUGCCCUUCGGAGGGUCUCAGAAAACAGUUGUUAAUUGCCAAAGGCCUCGGAUCACACCGGAUAUUCUCAAUAGAUAAAUCCAGAAUUUUAAGCAACAGAUCAUCUAGUCAGCUCAGCGUUGCUACUACAACGAAUACAGACGACAAUCUAUUCUCCGAUUCCGAUUUGACUGAAACCUUGCAGUCCGAUGUGGAAAAAUGGAUAGACGAUUCCAAGUUUUCCAUGAUGAACAUCGGGUUCGCGAAAACCAAAGAGAAAUCCCAAUCGCUCGAUAAAAUGAACAGAUUCGAUGGGGAUAUGACGAAAAAUUCGGAUUUCGGCUACGGGGAAUCGAACAAAUUCAAUAAAGACGGCUUCAUGGGGAAGAAAAAGGCGCACAGCAUCGAAAAAACUUUAGACAUUAUGGAUUACAGCGAACAUUCAUCGGAAAAUAGCUACAACGAAGUCGAUGAAAAGAGUUCGAAUAUAGAUGAAGCUAUUAGGGAGAUUGAAAUAGGAAACAUCUUGGACGAAGUACCUGUUGAAUACUGCAUACGGCUGAUAUCCAAGCAAUUUUUACUCGACGGCUCUGGGAGUUACAUUUCGGAAAAAAAAGUCAGGGUAUCGGUUAAAUUUUUAGCGUUAUCCUGCCUUUCUACUCUAUUGGGGUUGCAACCCAGUGGAAUUUUCAUGCAUUUAGAUAAGACUUAUUGUCUGAAUUCGAAGAAGGUGUCCAAUCAAAGGAUAUGCGACGUUCUAUUGUACAGGAAUCACCCUGACCCGCAGCUACGGGGGGCUGUUCGAAGCAUGUUGGGGCAUUUUUUUAAAGUAGUGUCCAAUCUUUGCGAGGAGCCGUACGAUAAAUGGCUGGAUGUUAAAAGCGGCGUUGAACUGAAUAAUGAUUCAUUCAAGUCGCAAAAUCUUGUUAAAAUUUUCAUAGAAGGUUUAAAUGACGAAUCUGCUACUUGUGUAAGACAAACUCUAUUAGCCCUUGAUAUUAAUUUGAGAUAUUUACUGGAGUCCCAACAGAGUAAUCUUGUGAUGUCUGUUUUGAAUAUUUUACCGCAGCUAUCAUCGAAUCCUUAUUGGCUCGUUAAGGUAUCUUUGUGCGAACUGGUUUCAAAAAUUGAUUACAUUACAGUAUAUUAUGUCACAGAAAAUAAUGAUUUUCAACAAAAAGUAUUACAUAACAUAUUAUUCUCCUUGCUGAAUGAUACAGAUCAAAGAGUAAGGACUUCUGCAGCUACUGCUAUUGUGAAGAUAAUUCCACGAUUAUUUUAUCCGGAAUACCUCAAUGAGGAAACGCUGAUUUCAAAAGCUAUUUUGGACGUUAAAAAAAUAUCAAGAAGUUGUAAAUACAGCGAAUUAGAUACCAACAUUAACAAAAAACAUUUCAUCAACCAUAUGCCUUUUCCAUUUAAUAACAUAUCGGUAAAUCCCUGCAAGCAAAUCGAUUUUUCUUUGUCGAAAAUCGUCUCGAAAUUAUCAAAUUUCGUUUUAACAGCGGUUUCCAAAGAUUUCUUGAGCGGAUGCGUGGAAGCUUUAUGUUUACUAGCCGGUAAAUAUCCGUGUACUGUUUACAAAAAUAGUUGGACUACCAUGGAUUUCCUGAUAUGCGAGGAAUUAAAAACGCCUGAUUUAUUGAAAUUUAGCUUGAAUUUUCUAACGAAUUCCUCUCAAGUAUACGGACUACAAACACAUAUAGAUCUCUUGAAAUUAACCACCAAUUUAUACGCAGGCAAUUCUUUAGCAAUAUUAAAACCCUCAAACCCCGAAGAAACCACUUCCUCUUGGUCUAUGUACAGUAACACAGCAUUCGCUCUUAUCUCCGACGAUUUUCUGCACCACACCAUUAAACUAUUGUGCAUAUUCCAUCACAUACUGAACGAUUUAACGCCUGUGCACCCGCACGCCAAGCCCAUUCUGCCCAAUUUGCCCAACACCGCGAAUCUGUCGCCCUUGAAGCGCAGAAAAAGCGAUCUGGACAAAAAAUCGUUGAGCUUGAAGCUGGACAAGGACGAGAAAGUGGAGAAAAAAGACAUCAAAAUGAAUUAUUUGGGCUUGUUCGUGCAAUCCGAUCACUACAUGAAGAUUUACGAAACGAUUAAAGCCUCGUUCGUAAAUUAUAAGAUCUCCUUAGACGUUGCAUCUUCCAAGACGUUUCUCGAUUUGCUGAAUUUAACUUUAAAAGCCCUUUCUGUAAUAUUAGAGGUGGGGAGUUUGGCGGAGUUCGAGAGGCUCGCAGAGGAAAUUUUAGGGUAUUUCAGAUCGACUUUCGUCGUCGAUGCGCCCGCUACCGUCGAAUGCGUUCAACAGUUGUUGAAGUGCCUGUUUGGCACUAAUUUAACGGCGAACAUCGCCGAAUUUCCGUUGACGAAGCGAGACGAAAAGAAUCGCAGCGAUGGGUUUUUCCGAAACGUGUUUCAAAGGCCUCUCAACGACGUUUCCCUGUUUUUCCGAGUGUUCGGCAACGUGAGCAGGCACGAUUUCGUCGAUGACGGUUCCGUGAUAGGUUUCUUGCACCGGACGAAGGCUAAAAGGCGCUCCGUCAUUUUGACCAGAACCUCCGAUAAAAUCCUGGCCAAUUACAUUAGGAUAUUCGAACCUAUGGUCAUCAAGUCGCUGAAACAAUAUACGAUAACGAGUAGCGUGGAUCUCCAAUGCCAAGUACUCCAAUUACUGAGCCAGCUUAUACAGCUCCGAGUGAAUUAUUGUUUGCUCGAUUCCGAACAAGUUUUCAUCGGAUUCGUCCUAAAGCAGUUCGAGUUCAUAGAAGAAGGACAAAUACCGUCGGUGGAAAGAUUGAUUCCGAAGAUUUUCCAAUUUCUGGUGCAGCUGUCGUACAGUAAGCAGCAUUCGAAAUCGAUAAUAGGAGUGCCGAAAAUCAUUCAAUUGUGCGACGGUUUGAUGGCCAGCGGUCAGCCGGCAGCCACUCAUUGCAUACCAGCGUUGGAGCCCAUAGUCGAAGACAUUUUCCUCACCAGAAAUAAAGCCAACACCAUAGAUUACAAGGAAUUGGAAACGACGAGAGAAGUGGUUCUCAGUAUGCUGCUGAGAUUGUGCGAAAACACUAAAGUAUUGGACCUCGUCAGUUUGAUACUAGAAGAGAGCAACAUCGAAAAAUGGUACGAAUGGUCGAAUAUGGUGUUCCAAGUUAUAUUGCCGAUGUUGAAACAGAACAAAUUAAAAUUGGACAAUGCGGAUGCUCUGGUAGCCGUGAAAAGGUUCAUUUUAGCUUUGAACCCCGACGUGUUCAAACCCUACGAUCAAAUUAUCGUCAUGUUUUUUCAAGAGCUGCCCGAUGCGAACGCCGAUUCGACGAUAUUUCGCAACUGGUUCUCUAAAAUCGACAUUCUUUUCCUGCUGAUCAUUCCCGUGAAAGAGAACGCCCUUUUGGCCAAAAUCAACCGGCUCAAAUCCGAGUUUUCUCCCGGCUGCAUAUUCGAAAACGUCAAGACCAAAGCCGAUCCGUUGAAUGUCAACAACAACGCCGAUACAUUCCAGGAUAUUUCCUCCGAAGUGAUAUUCGUUAAAUAUUUAUUUAGGAUACUGCACGUGAGUUCCGGCAGGUGCUUAAUCGAGAUAGAACGCGCCGAAGAAGGGUUCGUUGUCGAGCAACUCUUCGGGUUUUUGGUGCACUGUUGUUAUUUAUUCCAUAAAGCUGAUCAUCCGAAUAUUUCGAAAAUGGCGGUGGAUAUUUUAACAAGACGUUGCGAAAACGAAUUGCAAGAAACUAAUAAUAAUUUUUCGAGAUUAGCUACUUUUUAUCCCGUUUUGAGCGCUCAUUGGUGUAAUUUAAUGAAUUUAAUCAAUUUAAAAUCGUAUCAUCAACUUGAAAAUACCAUUGUGAAGAACCCUGCUAUGAAUUUGGAAGUAACCAGGAUAGCCAGUACAAUAGCACGUUGCGAUUUUCUGAGUAUAAACGCUCCGGAUUUCAACGAUUUCUCAUCGUUUCUCAAAACCAACGCCGAGCUGUUAAUCGACCUCCACAACGAACUCCCUGUAUUCGAAUUCAUUUCGUACGCUCACCUAACCCCCGAACGUAGCCAAUUGUUCAUCGAAAACGUCUCCGAGAUAAUCAGGAAGGGAAAGUGUUCUUCUAUUUACAAGAUGAAAACGUUACAAUGCAUCGAAAAGUGCCACCAGAGCCAAAUCGGCGCCGUUCUGAAGCUACUGAUACCCGAUAUGAUUAAAUUCCAUCAUUCCACCGUAUCGCGCACGGCUACAAACCUGGCUAGCAGGAAAAUCGAAAUACUAUUAACUCUUUCCACCGAGGAAGUCACCAGUCAACUCUCGAAGGAGGAUUUCAUCCAAAUACAAAACGAUUUGAUCGAUUUGAACAUCGUUAAAAAAAGCGAGACGCUAGUGGGCCUUCUCAACAAGCUGUCUUUGCAAUGCUACGGUUUGCAGCCCAUAAAAUUCGAAAAACGCCGUACGGUGAAUCCCGAGGAUAUAAAGGAACUAAAAGUCGACAGAAAAUGGUUCUUGAAUCAACUUCAGAGCAAAUACGACGAUUCGAGCAUAGGGAGAUUCAUAGCGGAGUUACUGAACAAAGUAGAGUACAACGAAAUCGUCAGUUUCAUGUCGAGCAGCGGAUUCAACAAGCACAUAUUAAGGGAUUGUUUGAGGCUCGGCAUGAUGAAUUUGAGUAAAUUGAGGGCCAACGAGGGAUGCGAUCUACUCAGAGCCAGCAUUGAUUGUUUGCUCAAAGACGUGUCGAAUGUCGUUUCGAAAAUAACCACCCCGCAUCAGGUAUUCUCGCCGGUCGAAAGGCCAAGCAGCGAUCCCGAAACGUUGUAUACAGCAAAAAUGACGGAGCUGUUCGAAAACGAAGAAGUUUCGAAUCUUUUGUACAGCAUCGCGAAGUGCGUGCCGUUGUUUUCCGAAAACAUCCUGCGGGAUCCGUACUACAAAAUCUGCGACAACAAUUUGGAAGAUCUCGUCAAGUACAGCGUGCUGUGCUUGGAGUACGUUCACUAUUUGGAGACGCAAAAUAGGGACUUUCGAGUGCAUCUCACCGACAUCUGCCUCACGGCUAGCGAUUGCAUCCUAAGGAACGUCGUCACAUCGUACUUCCUAGGCGUGGAUUCCAACGUUACGUGGCUGUGUUCCUCCAUAAACAGCCUCUACAGCCUGGUAAACGCUUUAUUGAGAAGCGACAAUCCCUUACUAGACGUGCCCAAGUACAGCCUAAACAAAGAUUCUAGUCCUGUCCAAGCGACGCAUCAAAUCUACAAACUAACCUGCUGGUUUUUCGAUUUAAAAUCGAUAAAUACGACGAAGAUUCCGGACUUCCUCUUCGACAGGAUAAAAAGUUUGACGGUUUGUUUGGCCAGGCUGCCUCUCGUCAAUUCUUACGCGCUAAUUCCGCGACGAGCCUGGAAAAUCGGCUGGCAACCCGAUCGAAUGGAAGGCGAAUUUGGAACCGUGGUAACUGCAUUGCCCAUCGAUAUACUUCAAGAUACUGACGUGCUUCAAGAGUAUAUUUACAGGAUAAAUUUGUUAGGGUGGACUUCGAGGCAACAGUUUGAGGAGACGUGGAUGUGCCUGUUGAGCGUACUGUGCGCUACUCGAGACGAUUUAGACUCGUUCGAGCUCAACGAUAUUCUCUACGCUUCCAGUUUAGCCAUGAAGUCUAUUACGACUUUAUUGCUGGAGACUUUGACUUAUCCGGACGUUGGCGAUCCGAACGUGUCGAGGUUGAUGCACAUUUCCAGGAACAAUCCGAUAGAUGAGAUGUCUAUUAGUGUGCAGAAGUUGAAGAAGAUCCAAAAUUACCUGCAGCUGAAUUAUCAAAAUUCCUCGCACAAUUCGGACAAUUAUCGAAUCAACAACGUAUUCAACUUGCGCAAUUUGGAGAAGUGCUCGGAGAAUUAUUCCUGCGGGCAGGUGUCCGUUAAAUACAUGCUGAUCGCGACGAAUUCGAUCGAGGAAACGCAGGAGAUUCUGCCGGUGCUGGAGACGCACAGACAUCGCAUGAAGAGAUUAGAAGGCAUGGGAUUGGACGUGAAUUCCUGCUUGCAGUUUUUGAUCGAUUAUUACUCGCAACUCAUGCAAGUUAAGUCGAAGACGCAUAUUAGGAUUCUCCACGAACUAGUCAAAUCUACGACAAUGAUUUCCGAUUUGUUUACCGAUAAAUCGCAAUUCAGCUGGAUGCUCCAGGCGUUUUUACAGUUAUCGAAGACUCAUAAUUCAGAGGAUGAAUUUCUACAUCAAUAUUUAGUAAUUGGAAUUUGUAAAGCUGUGGCAGUUUUGUCUCCUGAGUUAGACACGUACGAACAAUUAAAAAAAUUGCUGGUACAGUACCUCAAAAGCCCCUACCUGACUUCCAGAAUGGCAUCCUUAUACGGUAUAUUGUACAUUUUGGAGGGUUGUAAAUUAUCGAAUAUUAAAUUCGGUGGUAUAUCCGAGGAGAUGCAGCUUAUUCUUCCCUGCGCCGUGGAAUACGUUCAGCUGAAUUUAAGCCCAUUUUACGACGCUUUGAGAAAAUCUCAGGAGCACAUCAGUUUAGUGUGGUCUCUUGCGUUCUAUUUAGUCGAAAAUAUCGAUGAAAUUCACAUGGAACAAAAUUUCGUCACGACGGUUUUAUCCACCGCCUUUUCCAAUCUCAAAUCAAAAAACCCAUCUUGGUUUCAUGCCAUAUUAAUGAAGGGCCUCGAACGAUUGUUGAUAAUCAAGAAAAACGUUUUGUUGGAAUCAUUCGGCAAGCAAUAUUUGAAACUGGCUUUGGACAAAAUGAAAAGCGACAAUCCCACCGUAUCCAUUUUGGGCACGCAGCUACUCCUAAGCUACAUGUACAUAGAUUGCGGCGAUCACCUGCAAAGCGUCCAGACGCAAUCCAACGUGCCGACGAGCCCGGAGCACCUCGUGCAAACCAUCGAAACCAUAUCGGCCAUAUUCGAGAGGAUAAAAAAGGGCUACGUUUGCGAGGUGGAGCUGCUCUGCGCCGUGCUGCCCAACGUUUUGGACGAUUUCUUCACGCCCGCGGACAUUCUAACGAAGGUCAUCGGCGAGUUUUUGUCCUCUCAACAGCCGCAUCCGAAAUUGCUCAGCAAAGUCGUGUUCCAGGUUUUCCAGAGCGCCAUCCAACAGAACCAGCUGUCGCUGCUGCAGGACUGGGUGGUGUUCAGCCUGUCGAACUUCACGCAGUCCUUCUCCAUCGGCAUGGCCACCUGGUGUUUGACCUGUUUCUUCGUGAGCGCCAGCUCCAACGACUGGCUGCGCUCGUACUUCCCCUACGUGCAGACGCGCGUGGGCCGCUACGAGUACGAGGACAAGUACAUGCUGUGCAUCGCCGGCGCCAAUUUCUACAACAGCCUGACCAACGAGAAGCAACGACAGACGUUCGUGGAUAAUUUCGCGAAGGUCAGGAACCAACCCGAUACGCCCUUCAACGAUUUGUUGUUGUCUUUGUAG